Phyllopteryx taeniolatus (common seadragon) is the source of this 2739-nucleotide messenger RNA. It is a transcript of the gene spag6, whose product is annotated as sperm associated antigen 6. Gene Ontology annotation, biological process: neuron projection extension; epithelial cilium movement involved in extracellular fluid movement; sperm axoneme assembly. The transcript is spliced from 13 exons. Bases 813 to 2528 code for a protein of 571 amino acids. Gene Ontology annotation, molecular function: microtubule binding. The record is from RefSeq and is a predicted model, not a curated record. Gene Ontology annotation, cellular component: acrosomal vesicle; microtubule cytoskeleton; axoneme. NCBI's taxonomy places the organism in Eukaryota, Metazoa, Chordata, Actinopteri, Syngnathiformes, Syngnathidae.
GACGUUUUCCGAGCAAAAUUAAAGCCAUAAAUUGAGCAGGAGCAGAACAUGAGUGUGGUACUGUUGCGUCUUCAGGUCCAGUUGUCUUUUCUUGCGGCAUUCGUGUUGCGAUUGGCUCUAAAAUGACAAUUACACACACACACAAAAAAAAAUACAUUCAAUUGUUGAGUUAUUCUUGGUUGAGUGGAGUCUUUAUAUCGUUUUUUGGUUGAUGGUCGAAAGUUGCAAAUGUCACGCCCUGUACCGUGGGUUGGUGUCCACGUGGUUUCGGCGACGACGUUUGCUCUUUGGCGGGCAUUUUUUCUUAAUUUAUUUUUGAUUUUUUUUUGUUUUAAAUCCUGUGGCGGGCCUGCGGAUCGGAGUGGCGUCGGUAGAGGGCGCACGCGUGUUCUUCUCAAGGUGUCGCCUUCAAACACAACAAAGGGAUCACUACCAGGGAUGCUAAACCGAGUUCCGUUCCACUGUUUACGCCGUAAAUAGAAACCAAAUGGAAACGCUUCUAUUAGGAAAACGCAAUUACAUAUUUGAUAUAGUCAAAGCGCCUCAAAUUAUGAAAUUGAAUGCUAAUGCCUAUUUUAUUAUUAUUAUUAUUUAUUUUUUUUUGACCGUGGGGGAGCACCCAUAGGAUUAACUUGCAUUAAGACUAUAAAUAAAAUAGUGUUCACCCCAAAAAUCCAACACACACAAAAUUAAAUUAAAAUAAAAUAAAAACGCGGUUUAAGUUCAAAUGUCAUACAAGGUUGCCAGGUCAGAGCGAGAGCGACCACUUUUGUCCAAAUAGACGACCUUUGAAGAGGCGUCCUCGUGUUGCCAUGGGAACACCGGACAACAAACACUCGACUUUUGGAUGUGCGCGCUCACCUCGAAGUCAACUGGCUGCCCCAACAAACAACAACAACAACAACAACAACAACAACAACAACAAAAAGAUCCUCAAGAAAAGUCGUUGGAGUCUCGUGUUCGAAGACUUCGCCUUGAAACCAUCCCGAUCGGCGGCUGACGCAAUGACUCAAAGGCAGAUCGUCCAAGUUUUUGAGCAGUAUAAUAAAUCAAGAAUGCAGUUCGUGCAAACGGUGGCUGAUCUGGCGGACCGGCCCCAGAACAUCGAAAUCCUCCAAAGAGCAGGUGUCAUGUCCAUGCUCCGGCCCCUGAUGCUGGAUGUGGUUCCCGGCAUCCAGCAGAAAGCGGCCUUGGCCCUGGGCCGCCUGGCGGUCCACAACGCCGACCUGGCCGACAAUUUGGUGAAGGAGGACAUCCUGCCCCAGCUCAUCCGCUCUCUCACCAUCCAGAAUAGAUUGUAUAAGAAAGCGGCGGCGUUCGUGCUGCGUGCGGUGUCCAAGCACUCGCCUGAGCUGGCGCAGGCGGUGGUAGCCAGCGGCGGUGUGGACGCGCUCGUUCUCUGCCUGGAGGACUUUGACCCCGGUGUGAAGGAAGCCGCCGCCUUGGCUCUGGGCUUCAUUGCGCGACAUAAUGACGCCUUGUCCCAGUCCAUUGUGGAUGCAGGCGCAGUGCCCAUGCUGGUGUUGUGCCUCCUGGAGCCCGAGAUUGCCCUCAAACGCACCGCAGCCUCGGUGCUCAGCGACAUCUCCAAACACACGCCGGAAUUGGCCCAAAUUGUCGUGGAAGCCGGCGCCAUUGCACACUUGGCACAGAUGAUCCUCAACCCGGACACCAAACUCAGGAGGCAGGUAUUCUCUGCUCUAGGUCAGAUUAGCAAACACUCGGUGUGCCUGGCGGAGAUGGUGAUCGAGGCCGACGUCUUCCCGGCAGCCAUGAUGUGCCUCAGAGAUCCGGACGAGUGCGUGAAAAAUAACGUCACCAUUCUGAUGAGAGAGGUGGUCAAACAUACUCCUGAGCUGUCCCAGGUCAUCGUCAACUGCGGCGGCACGUCAGAAGUGAUCACCUAUCUCGGCGAGUGCCGUGGAAGUCUAAGGUUGCCCGGGAUCAUGAUGCUGGGAUACGUGGCGGCCCACAGUGAGAACUUGGCCAUGGCUGUCAUUCUCUCCCAAGGCUUGCUCCAGCUGGCUCUGUGUCUCUCGGAGGAGACGCAACAUCACAUCAAGGCCGUCACAGCCUGGUGCAUAGGCCAGAUAGGACAUCACACGCCGGUGCACGCCAAGGCUGUCGCCACCGCCAACCUGCUGCCCAAGUUGCUGCAACUUUAUAUGGAUGCCAACAGCUCAGAGGACCUGCAGAACAAAAGUAAGAAGGCUCUGAAGAUGAUCCUACAGAAGUGUACCUUCCUGCCGGCGCUGGAGUCUCUCCUCUACGACGCGCCGAGCAACAUCAUCAAACAUGUUGUCUGCCAGUUCAGCAAGGUGUUACCUCAUGACAGUCAGGCUCGCCGUCAGUUCGUGACCAGUGGAGGGUUAAAGAAAGUGCAAGAGAUCCAGGCGGAGCCGGGCUCUGUCCUGCAGGAACACAUCAAUUCCAUCAACAGCUGCUUCCCGGAGGAGAUAGUCAGGUAUUACUCUCCGGGCUACUCAGAGGUGUUGUUGGAGCGCUUAGAGAACUUUAAACUCUCCUGAGACCAGCCGGCAUCCCCGUGCAACGUUACUGCGAAAGCACAGUGCUUCAAAUGUGCCUCAAAUGGUCAAUAUAUCGCCGGAUGUAUUAUGAUUAACAAUGUAGACUAUCAUAAAAAUGUAAUAGACUGCAUGAACAUGAGAAUAUGUUGUGAAUGUAUACUUGUAGAGUAGGAUAAAUGUCACAUAACAUCAAAUAAAAUCUCAACAUCAA